Symbiodinium sp. CCMP2592 is the source of this 5442-nucleotide messenger RNA. NCBI's taxonomy places the organism in Eukaryota, Dinophyceae, Suessiales, Symbiodiniaceae. The record is from the annotation of a GenBank genome assembly.
AUGGAUGACAGUCCCAACUUUGUUGGAACUGCCGGGGCCUUGAAACUAUGGUGUGUAUGGGCUUCUUGGGCCGGGGGUUUAUCCUUCGAAGUUGCCGUGUUGCCCGUUUUCAGUCCGAAGCUACAGCUACGAUUCUGGCAGCCGAGACUUGAGGCCUACACGUCAGCAGCGGUGAAGCGCUUGAUCAAGCUGGUUGCCGAGCGAGCCUCCACAAUCGACGUUCUGCUGGCUGCUGACUGGCCACGGGGAAUGCAGGAGAGGCUUGACGAGGCAGAACGCCCUAGAGAUCCUGACGGCAGCCUCCCCUAUUCAAAAGACCACAACCUCGCAGACAAGUGCAGCUGCACCCCAUGUGGAAGCAAGAUGUGGCGUGCUCUGCCAUGCCGUCUGUCUGCCAGACGCGGCGCCUGCAGCGAGGCCGCUUCGGCCGCACAGGCCUUGCUGCAAGCGGGCGCUGCCUUGCGCUUCGCCGCGCCGGAGGGCCAGGGCUGGGUGAACGCCACUGCAGGCCGGCACCUUGGCAGUGGCAGCUUUGCAUCCGUGUGGGAGCUGCAGCUUUCCCCGCCACAGAGCUUCGGAGACCUCGCUGUGCUGAAGCACUUCCCAAAAGUCAGUGCGGCAAUUGCAGCCUUUUUCGGGCAAUCUCUGUUAGGACAGCAUAGGAAGCAGUGGGAGAAGGAGAAAGCGGUGGGGGAUCGACUGUCAUCGGGCCCCCAGCACACGGGCCGGGCGCACGUCGUCGCACUGCUCUCCUCGCAGCCGAUCUUUCUGGCGGAUGCAGAGGCGAACUCCGAACUGAUGCUGGUGCUGGAGCACGCGGGCCAGCCCCUGGAAUCAAUUCGGCUGGAAAGCCUGGAUUUACCAUCGCGAUGUGACAUCAUCAACCAGCUACUUAGCGCUGUGAAGCUCCUGCGCCUCAACGGAAUAAUCCAUGCAGACAUCUCUGCUGGCAACUGCUGUCUGGAUGCAGCGGGUCGUGCUCGGCUGGUGGAUUUUGGCAACUCCUUGCUCGUGAGCACAGCGCAGCGGGCCGCGGCCUGUCAACCCCUGGAGCGAUUCCGGGCGCGCUACGUCCACCAUCGACGCUUCCCAUGCUGUGCACGCUAUUCGUAUCCGCUGUCGAUUCGGCGUCUGGUUGAAGAGAUCGAGCGGCCGAACAAUAUUGAUGUGUAUGGCUGCUGCUAUGACGUGGAGGCUUUCCCCGGCAACCUGGCAGCGACGCCACCGGAGGUGCUUCGAGGUCUCCUGGUCCCGGGAGCCAGCGACGUUUAUGGUCUUGGAAUACUCUUGUGGUGGCUGCUGACGGGCCAGUCCUUUGACUGUGACGUGGCCCUCAUGCGUGGGGGUUACUAUGUGGACGGCUUCAGCGAGCCGAUGCAAUUCGUUCCGGAACAUCUCCGACUGGAGCGAUCGCUCCACAGGGCCCAAGAGGUGAUGUCACAGGCCUUGGCGAACUUCGAGCGUGAGGAGGCAGGGAAAUUCAACAAGAUCUACGCAUUCCUUGAAGAGUUGUCGACGAGACAGCUGAAGCUCGAGCAAGCUGUUGCAACCCUUGAGUCGGACAUCCGGGAACAAGCUCAGAAGGUGGUGCACACUCCCGACGCAAGCAGCACCAUGCAGAUGGUGAUGUACGAUCCGUCGACGAACGUGAUGACUCCUGUUAUGGCCCCAUAUGCAGACAGUCAGAUGUCCAUGAUGCCCAUGGUGUGCAUGGUGCAGUCUAUGCCCGACGGAGGUCAGUUUGGCCUGCAGGAGACCUCGUUCCAGCAAGCGCAUUAUCAGGAAUCGGCCCCCCAGGAAGCGGCUCCACAGGAAUCUGCUUCACAGGAAACGGCUCCGGUUGAGCACACGGGGCCUCAGGAGACGACUGCGCAGGAAACGGCUCUGGAGGAAGCGCCACUCGAGGAAACUCCUUUUCUUGUCGAUGUGGAGGUCGAUCGUGUCUCCUUUCCAGGCUGGGCUCACUUCUACCGCAGCGCUGCCAACGCGCAGCUCGAGGAGCUUCGAAGCAAGCUGGCGGAGGCGACCCCCGAGAUGCCGCAGCCGUGGCAAACUGAAGUUGCCAGGUGGCUUCGGAGUGCGCUGGCCGAGGCUCCGGAAGAUCGGGCCUGGGCUUCGAGCAACCCGGCUUCCAUCGUCGGGGUGGAACUUGCCGCCACGCGGCACGACGCAGCUGUGCUCCUUGCUGGAAGCUGCUUGAAGGAAUGGACGCGGCUGGACACGCAGGACGGGGCCACGUGGUUCCGUGACGGCCGAAGCUUCUGCUUAAUCCACGGGGAUAUACUACAGACCUGGCGUGAUUGGUGCCACGUCACUGCAGUCUUUACCAGCUCAUUGUGCUUCCCAGCCAUGGUGAUGAGCACACUUUCCAGGCAGCUCGAUGAAUGCAAGCUGCUGCAGCGCGUGGCCACCUUGCAGCAGAUGCUGCCCAAUGCCCUCACCUUCGGCUUGACAGAAGUCCUACGCUGUCCCAUGUCCUGGAAGCCCCAUGGCAGCGCCGUCUACGUUUACGAGCGGUUGCCAUCGUACCCGCUGUAUCGGUCUUUGCUGGAGGAACCCCUGGCGGCGUUGUUCACCGCAGAGCCGCAAGGCCGGCAAGAUCGCCUGGGCACUGCCGCAGAAAACCUGAGGGCAGCAAAGCUUGCCCAGCUCUUGCUCUCCUCCCUGCUCCCCUUGUGCGGAGACGACAGACCUGGCAGAGGCGUCCCCUUCAAAGUGGUUCAGCGGUGCGCAAAGAAGGGCGUAACUAGCCAGAAGUUCGUCGACAGCAUGGUAACUCAGAACUUCGGUCAGAUGGCAGAGGUGGAGAGCGAAUUUCGUACUCCUGGCUUGGUUGUCCAGCAAUGGCAGACAAUCUAUGGUUGCCAGUUGGAGACGGAACAGGGACCUGUUUGGGAAGAGAUCUUCCAAAGGCCGUCGGCUGAUUCUGCGCCGGCAGUGCAAGACCACUUCGACACGAUGGGCAAUGACUCCAAGUUCCAUCACGUUGUCACGGUCGGCCCUGAAUUUGGAUCCGAGAUGUCCAACUCCUUCUUAGCCAGUCAGACAGAGAGCGCGCAGGCACAGUGCUGCUGCGUGUUCUCGGUCUGGGUGGAUCUUCUGUGCCGGGUGCUCGGAGAUAUCGCUGGAUCUGGUGGAUGGGGAGCCGGACGCAGAAGAGCUCAAAGCUACAGCCAGAAGAAUGCUCUCUUUGUGGAGUAUGCAAGCCACGGAUCGCUCUUCCCGCGCUGCUGCGUCACCGUCCACCACGGGGUCACGGGCACCACGAACGCCUCCCUAAUGUCUGGAGUGCCGACGGUGUUCGCCCCUGUCUGCUUCGACCAAUUUGCGCUUUCGGAUGACAUCAAGAAGCUAGGCAACGGAGUGGGCUUGGCAGCCCUUGACAAGCCCUGGGAGCGCAGCGAAAGCACCACGCUUGCGGCAGCGAUCUUCCCAUGUCCCGGCAAGACUCACUGGAUUCUCGAUGCCAUGGAGCAGGUGGGCUCUCCUGCCGUCACGGAGCUUUGUGCAGCGAAUGGCUUGCAAGGUAGACUGAAGCAGGAGCACCAGCUUGCGACAUCUAGAGAUGCACAAGAAAGGCAGUUGCAGAGAUGGUCGAACAUGACCUCCCAGGCACUUUGUCGCUGCAUUUGUGGAUCCAGCCGGCUGAACGAGCAGCUCGAGCGCGCAGGGGAAGUGGUCGCACAUGGGCCCCGGAAACCAGAACCAGAGCCUGAGACCCACGUGAUCUCCUACAACUACCCAAUUCAAGGGCGUUUGUCCUACUCGCUCUUGGCGGACCAGCCUCUCAGAGGUGCGCCCAUUCGAGAGGGUGACUUAUGGCACUUGUCCACCGAGGAAAGGGUAGAUCCUGUGCACGUCUCCUUGCACAUCAACGGAUUUAGGUUCUACUUGGACGGUGCAGAAAUGGCCAUAUCCUUAUCCCCUUUCACACUUGUGCGCAACUGCAAGUUCCAAAGUACUUAUCCGAUGCUCAAUGUGGCUGACUUCAAAAUAUUCAAGGUGUCCUUGUUUGCCCAAGGAGCCUGCUAUUACUUUGGAGUUCGCGGUGAGAAUGAGCGGGAAGCAGAGGAACUUCGAUCCCGCUGGGUGCUUGACAUUUCCCGAGCUAUGCGCCUGGUUACCCAGACGCUCUUCCCUCCCUUCCAAAUCUCCUGUCGUCCUUUGGACGCAGUCCCUUCUACCCACUCGCGCUUGAUGGCUGGAUACCUGGUGCAUUUUGAUGACUGCUUUACAGCAUCGGUCCUCUACUGUGAGUUGCAUGUGCAGACACAGCAGGACCACACCAAAAUCAUCUUGUACGAGAAUGAAAGCUGUCGGCAGAAGCUUGCAGAAAUCUUCGUGACCGACCGCUCCAUCUGCUGUGAGAAGAUUGGGAUCAAUUGCAGCUGUUUCUCAGUCGAGGACCAUCAGUUCUCCGCCAGGAGCCUGGGCGAGCGCAAGCUCUGGCUACGUGCAAUUUCGAACCUGAAAGUCAAACUGCAGAACAGUGCCCCAGUCCCUUCUCCGACCGAGACCUGUCAGUACAGAGAGGCCGUUCAGGAGCAUGCAAAGCAGCAUGCAGUGUACGAGGGGCAUGCCAAGACGGAUGCUUUGUUGCAGCGGACAUUCAUUCGACCGUUGGGCUCGCCAAGCGAGGCAUGUCAUGGUACACUGGGUGCACUUCCAGUGCCGCCAGUGCCCCCUUUUGCUGAGGAUUUCGACAGGCCGGGCCAAGAUGCACAGCAGGGUGGGGCUGGUGUUCUUGGGUCGCUGCCGGCAGCAAUACCCAGCCCCUCCGCGCACACAGAGGAGACACACCCUUUGCGACGGUCCUCUUCCUUGUCUGAGCCACUGAGGAAACUCUCCCACGUCUGGCUGAGGCUUGAACCGAGAUAUCUGGUGUGUGGAAGCAUGGACAUCUUUUACCAGCGCCCGCCGUUUCAGACCCCCAAAGCAGGGCACGUCUGUCGGUGCAUCGCGCUGGGCAAGGUUUCAUCAAAGGGUAAGGCCCGCACGGCCUUCCACGGCUUGUCUCUGAGCCCAGCUGCCACCAUGCCGGAAACGGCCCUUAAGCAGCGGCCAGCAAACACAACGCCCAGCCCCUUCGUGGUUGCAAGUGAAGAGCAGGGCGAAGAGGAGCGGGGUGUCAAGCGUGAUGCGGCCACGAUGGAGGAUGAUGGUCUCCCACCACCGGAGCCGGACACGGUCUUUCUGGGCAGGCUGCCUGCAAACAUCGAGGAGAAGCGCAUCGAGGCUGCCCUAAAGCAUGUGGGCAAGAUCGAACGCAUCCACCUCGUCCGGGAAGCAGGUGAGGGCAGCGCCUGCAAGGGGUUUGGUUUCGUGACCUUCUCGACUCCCGAGGAGGCUGACGCGGCUUGCGACCUGAGCGAGCUGCUGGAGUGCGGUGGCCGGAAGAUCACCAUCUCCAUAAGACCCGCUGGCCUGUGGAGCACCAAGUAG